Molecule: messenger RNA, 936 nt
Organism: Ochotona princeps (American pika)
Lineage: Eukaryota; Metazoa; Chordata; Mammalia; Lagomorpha; Ochotonidae
Product: olfactory receptor 8B3-like
Exons: 1
Coding region: 1-936 (311 amino acids)
Biological process (GO): sensory perception of smell; G protein-coupled receptor signaling pathway
Cellular component (GO): membrane
Molecular function (GO): odorant binding; G protein-coupled receptor activity; olfactory receptor activity
Source: RefSeq, a predicted model, not a curated record
AUGACACAUACAAAUGGCUCCGUUGUGACUGAAUUCAUAUUGGUGGGCUUAACGGAUCUACCUGAUCUUCAACUACCCCUGUUCUUCCUGUUUCUCGUCAUAUAUAUAGUCACUGUGUUGGGAAAUUUGGGCUUGAUAACUCUAAUUGGGUUGAACUCACACCUCCACACCCCCAUGUACUUUUUCCUCUUUAAUUUGUCUUUCAUAGACCUCUGCUAUUCCUCUGUGUUUACACCCAAAAUGCUGAUGAACUUUGUGUCAAAAAAGAAUGUCAUUUCUUACAUGGGAUGUAUGACGCAGCUCUACUUUUUUUGUUUCUUCAUUAUUUCUGAGUGUUAUGUGCUGACGUCAAUGGCCUAUGAUCGCUAUGUGGCCAUCUGUAAACCACUUUUGUACAAUGCAAUCAUGUCCCCUAAAGUCUGCUUCCACCUUAUGCUUGGUUCAUAUUUGAUGGCCUUUUCCGGUGCAAUGGCCCACACUGGAUGUAUGCUGAGACUGACCUUUUGUGAUGCAAACACCAUCAACCACUAUUUCUGUGAUCUGAUGCCUUUGCUUGAACUCUCAUGCACCAGCACUUAUGUCAAUGAGGUGGAGAUUUUCAUUGUAGUUGGCAUCAACAUCAUUGUUCCCAGCUUCACUAUCUUCAUCUCUUAUGGCUUCAUUCUUUCCAGCAUUCUGCACAUGAGCUCUACUGAGGGCAGGUCCAAAGCCUUCAGCACCUGUAGUUCUCACUUAAUUGCUGUUUCUUUAUUCUUUGGAUCUGGUGCAUUCAUGUAUCUUAAGCCAUCUUCUUCUGGGUCAAUGGAUGAGGGAAAAAUCUCUUCUGUGUUUUAUACCAUUGUGGUUCCCAUGACAAAUCCAUUAAUCUACAGUUUGAGGAACAAAGACGUUAAAAUUGCUUUGACAAAAACCCUGAGUAGGAUCAAAGUUCAAUAA